AGCCGGGGCCGGGCCGGGGCCGGGCGCGGGCGGUUCCGUCUCGGUUCCGGUUCCGGUUCCGGGUCGGCGGGGUCGGGCCGGUGCCGGCCGCGGCGGGCGGCCCCGCGCAAGAUGGCGGACCUGGAGGCGGUGCUGGCCGACGUGAGCUACCUGAUGGCCAUGGAGAAGAGCCGCGCCGCGCCCGCCGCCCGCGCCAGCAAGCGCAUCCUGCUGCCCGAGCCCAGCAUCCGCAGCGUCAUGCAGAAGUACCUGGAGGACCGGGGCGAGGUGACGUUCGACAAGAUCUUCGCGCAGAAGAUCGGGUACCUGCUGUUCCGGGACUUUGCCCUCAACCAGGCAGAGGAGGCCAAGCCCCUGAUGGAGUUUUACGAGGAGAUCAAGAAGUACGAAAAGCUGGACUCGGAGGAGGAGCGAGCCUCCCGGAGCCGCCACAUCUUUGACCAUUACAUCAUGAAGGAGCUGCUGGCCUGCUCCCACCCCUUCUCCAAGAGUGCCACGGAACAUGUCCAGAGCCGCCUGAGCAAGAAGCAGGUGCCCCCAGACCUCUUCCAGCCCUACAUUGAGGAGAUCUGCCAGAACCUGCGUGGGGGCAUCUUCCAGAAAUUCAUCGAGAGUGACAAGUUCACGCGGUUCUGCCAGUGGAAGAACGUGGAGCUGAACAUCCAUCUCACCAUGAACGACUUCAGCGUUCACCGCAUCAUUGGCCGUGGUGGCUUCGGGGAGGUCUACGGCUGCCGGAAAGCAGACACGGGCAAAAUGUACGCCAUGAAGUGUUUGGACAAGAAGCGCAUCAAGAUGAAGCAGGGCGAGACCCUGGCCCUCAACGAGCGCAUCAUGUUGUCCCUCGUCAGCACCGGGGACUGCCCGUUCAUCGUGUGUAUGUCGUAUGCCUUCCACACGCCUGACAAGCUCAGCUUCAUCCUCGACCUCAUGAACGGGGGGGACCUGCAUUAUCACCUCUCCCAGCACGGUGUCUUCUCGGAGGCAGAGAUGCGAUUCUAUGCAGCUGAGAUCAUCCUGGGUCUGGAGCACAUGCACAGCCGCUUUGUGGUGUACCGUGACCUCAAGCCGGCAAACAUCCUCCUGGACGAGUUUGGGCACGUCCGCAUCUCAGACCUGGGCCUGGCCUGCGACUUCUCCAAGAAGAAGCCCCACGCCAGCGUGGGCACCCACGGCUACAUGGCCCCCGAGGUGCUGCAGAAAGGAGUGGCCUACGACAGCAGCGCCGACUGGUUCUCGCUAGGCUGCAUGCUCUUCAAGCUGCUCCGGGGGCACAGCCCCUUCCGGCAGCACAAGACAAAGGACAAGCAUGAGAUCGAUCGCAUGACCCUCACCAUGGCCAUCGAGCUGCCCGACUCCUUCUCCCCUGAGCUGCGUUCCCUGCUCGAAGGGUUGCUGCAGCGGGACGUCAACCGGCGGCUGGGCUGCAUGGGGCGUGGGGCUCAGGAGGUGAAGGAGGAGCCCUUCUUCAAGGGUGUGGACUGGCAAAUGGUUUUCCUGCAGAAGUACCCACCACCCCUGAUCCCACCCCGGGGUGAGGUGAACGCAGCUGACGCCUUCGACAUCGGCUCCUUUGAUGAGGAGGACACGAAGGGUAUCAAGCUGCUAGAGAGCGACCAGGAGCUGUACCGCAACUUCCCGCUCACCAUCUCAGAGCGGUGGCAACAGGAGGUGACAGAGACGGUCUUUGACGCUGUCAACGCUGACACUGACAAGCUGGAGGCUCGCAAGAAAGCCAAGAACAAGCAGCUGGGACAUGAGGAGGACUAUGCCAUGGGCAAGGACUGCAUCAUGCACGGGUACAUGUCCAAGCUGGGCAACCCCUUCUUGACACAGUGGCAGCGCCGCUACUUCUACCUCUUUCCCAACCGCCUGGAGUGGCGUGGGGAGGGCGAGUCGCCGCAGUCUCUGCUCACCAUGGAGGAGAUCGACUCGGUGGAGGAGACGCAGGUGAAGGAGCGCAAGUGCAUCCUGCUCCGCAUCCGCGGCGGCAAGCAGUUCGUGCUGCAGUGUGACAGUGACCCCGAGCUGGUGCAGUGGCGGAAGGAGCUGCGGGAUGCCCAGCGCCAGGCCCAGCAGCUGCUGCAGCGAGUGCCGCGCAUGCAGAACAAGCCCCGCUCACCUGUGGUGGAGCUCAGCAAAGUGCCGUUCAUCCAGCGCUCUGCCAACGGGCUCUGACCGCGCACCCUCCUCCCCACUUCCCACCCCACUUCUAAUUUAUUGGGUUGGGUUCCCACGUGCCCCUGCUCCUCGUCAUCCCUGGGCCAGGCACUGCAGGGAUGCCCCGUGCCAGAUCCAGCCCUGUGCCCAGGCACCCCUGGGGUCAGGCGUGGAGGGGGCUCAGCCGCCAGCAGGGAGCUGGUGCCAGCCGCGUGGCUCGUGCUCGGCACGUCUCCCUGGCGUCCCCCCGGUCCUCUGUGACCUCUCCAGCUGAGAUGAAGGUAGCCCCAUGCCCUUCUCCCUGCCUGCUGCUCUGCCCCCAGCCUGGUGCCUGCUUCACCACCGCCAUGUGUGCCAAACAGGGCGGGCGGCUGCCCCCCCUCCACACAGGUCAAGACCUGUCCCCCCCCUACUUCACCCGUAGCCUUUGCCCUGGCCCUUUUGUGCCCAUCCUGUGGGUGCCAAGCCCUUGAUGUGCCCGUGAGAGUGAGUGCGUGCGUGCUUGCCUAGGGGACCCCUGUAAAUACUGUGCUAUGGGUCCCCUGCCCCUCCCGCCACCCCGUGCGCUGGGUGGGGGGCACCCCUGGCACCCCCGGGCAGGGGGUGGGCAAGGAGAGGGCAGCAGGGGGGCCCCCCUCUGCGUGCUGUCGCCUUGCUGCCCGUGUCCCCAGCGGCGGGGUGUCGUCGUCGCCCGUUUCCCCCAGCCCUGGUGGCAUCUGUAAAUAUUGGUCUGCGGCCGCCGCGCUCUGGGGGCUGCCGGCGGGAGGGGACGCCGGGCAGGGUCUGGGUGUGAAUGAGAUUUUAAUGAGCGGAGAUGUGAGAACGGAGAGAGAAAAAAAAAAAAAGAAAAAGAAAAAGAAAAAGAGUUUUUAUAAUAAAGAUGUGGAAAAACA
Molecule: messenger RNA, 3053 nt
Organism: Cygnus olor (mute swan)
Lineage: Eukaryota; Metazoa; Chordata; Aves; Anseriformes; Anatidae
Gene: GRK2
Product: G protein-coupled receptor kinase 2
Exons: 21
Coding region: 112-2178 (688 amino acids)
Biological process (GO): regulation of signal transduction; regulation of the force of heart contraction; G protein-coupled receptor signaling pathway
Molecular function (GO): G protein-coupled receptor kinase activity; G protein-coupled receptor binding; ATP binding
Source: RefSeq, a predicted model, not a curated record